Messenger RNA from Ambispora leptoticha, 354 nucleotides. The record is from the annotation of a GenBank genome assembly. NCBI's taxonomy places the organism in Eukaryota, Fungi, Glomeromycota, Glomeromycetes, Archaeosporales, Ambisporaceae.
AUGAAUCUUUUCAAAUUUCUUACCAUUACGAUUUUUAUGGUGUGUUUCUUGUGGGAUAUCAUUAGCGCCAAACCAUUACCCUUGCUAUCCGAUGAUACGGUUCUGCUCUAUCGAGAACCUUAUUUUGGUGGAGAUGUAAUAUCAAUCACACUUGAUCCUACUACGUGUACUCAAGUACCUCCCGAGUACGUGAGUUUCAGCUCGGCCAGAGUCUUAAAUGGCAAAUGUGCAUUAUUUUAUCGAGAAUUUGGUUGCCAAGAUCAACCUCAUGAAGUUUGCAGAGAAGAUCCAUUACUUCCUCCCGAUUAUUUACAUCAAAUCAGGUCAAUUCAACUAGAACUAUUAGAUCUGUAA